Rattus rattus (black rat) is the source of this 1428-nucleotide messenger RNA. Its product is annotated as protein O-mannosyl-transferase TMTC1-like. The transcript is spliced from 5 exons. Gene Ontology annotation, biological process: protein O-linked glycosylation via mannose. The coding region runs from base 1 to 1401 and encodes 466 amino acids. Gene Ontology annotation, molecular function: mannosyltransferase activity. NCBI's taxonomy places the organism in Eukaryota, Metazoa, Chordata, Mammalia, Rodentia, Muridae. The record is from RefSeq and is a predicted model, not a curated record.
AUGGAUGCUAAGCUUCCUGAAAUGCCUCUCCCUCUCUCUGGAGUCUCAGCUCUGGUCCCCUCCAUUAAGAUCACUGUCAACGGCAACUCUGAUUCUGCUUCACCUAAAACCCCAAACUGCUGUGAUGAAGGGAGCUGUCCUGCUGGUGUCGAAUCGCUCACGCCUCCAGGGAGAGAGGGUGUUGGGGUGCAGACUGAGUACCUGACAAGCCUGCCGACUUGCGGCCGGGAGGCGGCGGAGAUAUGCCCCUCCGAAGCUAAGAUAGGCAGGGAACAGGUUUGGGAGAGCAGCUGCGCGUAUCGGGUGGGACCCUGGGUGGCCUUCUCGAGUGUUCCCCCAACCCCUGCAGCAACCCACUCCACCUGCGCGCUCUGGCCGUCUGGGACGCAGCGCCAGCGGGUAGAGGCCAGGUGUUGGGGACCUCAGGUCCCAGGAUCCAGGAGGCGGAGGCGCGCAAGCGGGCAUGCGCAGUGGGCGGAGGCGGCGGCGAUGGCCCGGGGAGGCGGGGGGAUCGCUGUUUAUUUGCAGCUGGGCCACCGCGGCGGCGGAGCACCGGGCGCCCGGGCGGGGACAUUGGGCGCGCGAUGCCCGAGCCAAGCAGGCCGCCGCGCGCCCGGGUCCCGGCCGGAGGGAUGCGCGCCGCGCGGGAGCGGCCGUGCGGGCGGUGCGAUGCUGGUGACCCGCGGGGACCGCGGCGGCGGGGAGCGCGCGCCCUCGCGGCGCCCGCGCUGCGGGCUGGUUCCAGCCGGGGCCGCGGCGCUGCUAGCUGGGGCCAGCUGCCUUUGCUACGGCCGCUCGCUGCGGGGCGAGUUUGUGCACGACGAUGUGUGGGCGAUCGUGAACAACCCCGACGUGCGGCCCGGGGCUCCGCUGCGCUGGGCUAUCUUCGCUAACGACUUCUGGGGCAAGGGCCUGGCGGACAGCACCAGCCACAAGUCCUAUCGGCCGCUAUGCGUGCUGUCCUUCAGGCUAAACAUAUUUCUGACUGGCAUGAACCCUUUCUACUUUCACGCGGUCAACGUCAUUCUACACUGCCUGGUGACCCUCGUGCUGAUGUAUACCUGUGAUAAGACAGUCUUCAAGAAUCGAGGACUGGCAUUCGUCACAGCUCUGCUCUUUGCAGUGCACCCGGUCCACACCGAGGCGGUGGCUGGCAUCGUGGGCAGGGCCGAUGUGCUAGCAUGCCUCCUGUUCCUGCUGGCCUUUCUCUCCUACCACAGGAGUCUGGAUCAGGACUGUGCAGGACAGUGCUUCCCCCCGACGGCUUCUCCCUUCUUCCUGUUGCUCAGUUUGUUUCUGGGGACCUGUGCCAUGCUGGUGAAGGAGACGGGCGUUACCGUGUUUGGCGUGUGCUUGGUUUAUGAUCUCUUCUCCCCCUCCCACAAGCAGGACAAGUUGUAAGUCAUUUCCAGCCUUUGCCGUCGCAUU